CGUGUGGUGCGCCAUGGCUCUGGGCUCGGCUUGGAAGCAGAUGUCGUGGCUGUACUACCAGUACCUGCUGGUCACCGCGCUCUACAUGCUGGAGCCCUGGGAGCGCACCGUCUUCAAUUCCAUGCUAGUUUCCAUUGUGGGAAUGGCACUGUACACGGGCUACGUGUUCAUGCCUCAGCACAUCAUGGCAAUAUUGCACUACUUUGAAAUCGUGCAGUGAUGAAGAACGUGUUUUCAAGAAGUGAUUUGGCUCUGAGGUCUGGUCUGCAAAGAAGAACGAACCUCUUAGUUUUAACGAGACUUCUGCUGAUGUCAGAAAGACACAAUUAUGACUCUCAAGACAAGAAACAAGCUAUGUAGUGCAGGGACGUGAGGUGUUCCCUAUGUUGUGUUCAUUCCUUUUAAUUUUACAAGAUACGCCCUUGUAUAGUAGUUUUGUCUACUUUAACAUUGUGAUUGUUCUUUGAUAUCAGUAUUUUCUUAACUUUGUGACAGUUUCAAUAUUGCACUGUGAAAGCUUUUCUUAAUUGUAAUUUCGAGUGAAUCUUAAUUGCCUUCUAUUUUUAAUCGGAAAAAGUCAUCUUAUUAAAUGGGGCUUUAAAGCUUUUGCUAUGGUAUGGUAUGUAUUUGCUGGAUAUUUCUAUUAAUGCUUUUUUUGUAAGAAAGUACAUUUAGAUUCCUGUUCAGAGACGUGGAUCUAUCUGUCUGACACUAUUUACAAAAGUUAGUUUGUAUGACUAAACUCAGGUGUCACUCUUUGCUGUCCAGCCCUUUGCUCAACAGUCUGUGCAUAUGACCUAAGUUUUAGGAAUCAGCAAUCGUUUCAAGUUUCUGUAUUCUGCCUGUUGGAGCAGGGUGGGGGAGAUGCGUUGAGGUGGAGUGAAGGCUGCGUUUGGAGUAGUGCUGUGGUUCUGGGCUUUAUUUAGUCGG
Molecule: messenger RNA, 930 nt
Organism: Indicator indicator
Lineage: Eukaryota; Metazoa; Chordata; Aves; Piciformes; Indicatoridae
Gene: SPTSSA
Product: serine palmitoyltransferase small subunit A
Exons: 2
Coding region: 14-220 (68 amino acids)
Biological process (GO): ceramide biosynthetic process
Cellular component (GO): serine palmitoyltransferase complex
Molecular function (GO): serine C-palmitoyltransferase activity
Source: RefSeq, a predicted model, not a curated record